Delphinapterus leucas (beluga whale) is the source of this 1852-nucleotide messenger RNA. It is a transcript of the gene SH3BGRL, whose product is annotated as SH3 domain binding glutamate rich protein like. Lineage: Eukaryota; Metazoa; Chordata; Mammalia; Artiodactyla; Monodontidae. The record is from RefSeq and is a predicted model, not a curated record. Gene Ontology annotation, cellular component: cytoplasm.
AGUUCCCCUUCCACCUUCCCCCACCCUUCUUUCCCAACCUCUGUAAGGCCCCUAGCUUGAUUCCAGCCUUUGCUGCAGCUGCUCUCCAGGCGUUUGCAGGACUCAAACAACUACAGCCGCUGUUCCCAACCAAGAUGGUGAUCCGUGUGUAUAUUGCAUCUUCCUCUGGCUCCACGGCGAUUAAGAAGAAACAGCAAGAUGUGCUUGGUUUCUUAGAAGCUAACAAAAUAGGAUUUGAAGAAAAGGAUAUUGCAGCCAAUGAAGAGAAUCGGAAGUGGAUGAGAGAAAAUGUACCUGAAAACAGUCGACCAGCCACAGGGUACCCCUUGCCACCUCAAAUUUUCAAUGAAAGCCAGUACCGUGGGGACUAUGAUGCCUUCUUUGAAGCCAGAGAAAAUAAUGCAGUGUAUGCCUUUUUAGGCUUGACAGCCCCACCUGGUUCAAAGGAAGCAGAAGCUCAGGCAAAGCAGCAAGCAUGAACCUUAAACAUUCUGCCUUAAGCAUCCUGACAAAGGAGUCUCCACUGCUUUUUAUAAAAUAGCAAAAUUAUCUUGGCUUCAAAGAAAUAGGCUUAAUGUUGAAAUAAUAGAUAGUUGUUGUUUUCACAUGCAAACAAUCAAAAUGAAUACAUAAUUAAAAUGUGAACAUUAUGAUGAGGAGAAUGGGAGAUGAACUUAAAAUUUUAAGAGGUGUCAUGGAAUAGUAUUGUUGUCUGCUAAGGCAUUUUAUGUACUUCAGUGAUUUUAAAAAGCAAACACCUGUUCCCUUUUUUGAUAUUAUUGCAGCUUAAGUAUAUCUGUAGCUCUACAUUGAGUAACUUUAAAAGAUGAGUGAGAAAGAAGGAAGAUGGUAAUUAUAACAUUUACAUUCUUUUGUAGUUAAAACUUCUAUGUACUGAACCACAGGUUUUCUAGGCUUCUAAAUGAAGCCUUUCAUUGCAUGCUUCAGUGAUCGGAACAGAUGACCUCCCACCAAAAUAAAGAUGUAUUCAGUUGACAAAUUUCUUGCUUAAACUACACAGCUAUGAUGCAAUCAUGUUACUAAGUUGCUUGCCCCAGUGAAAUAUGCAUAUGUAUGCUAUGGAAGUAGGAUGGCAAAUAAGUUAAAAACGGCAUCCUUUUGCAAAGAGUCCAGACUUUUUUUUUUUUUUUUUUGUGGUACACGGGCCUCUCACUGUUGUGGCCUCUCCGGUUGCGGAGCACAGGCUCCAGACGCGCAGGCUCAGUGGCCAUGGCUCACGGGCCUAGCCACUCCGCGGCAUGUGGGAUCUUCCCAGACCGGGGCACGAACUCAUGUUCCCUGCAUCGGCAGGCGGACUCUCAAUCACUGCGCCACCAGGGAAGCCCCAGAGCUCAGACUUUUAAUUAAAUAUUUUAAAAUAGGUUGGAACUCAUUUUUCCCCUUUUAAAACCACUUGUGAUCACGAAUGCCACUAUCUCUCAGAUAUUUGAUCUUUCGGUUUCAGCUUAGGCAUAUAUUGUAUGAGUACAUUAAUCUAAGCAGAGAAAAUCUUUUCUAUGCCUCUAUUCCAGUGAAUAGCGUAAGUAUCAGAUAAAAGGAUCAAUGUAAAAAAUGUUAAUUUUGAAAACUUCUAAGAAGAUAAGAAACAUUAUGGCCUAAAUCACCCAGAAGACACAUAUAUUGUACUUUAGUUCCACAUUAAUAUUGUACUUUAGUUUCACAUUACUAAAAGCAAACACCUUUUACUUUAAAUUACUUUAUCAUAUCAUUUGAUGUAUGCAAGUCUGUGCUCUUUGCCAAAAUCAAUAUACAAUGAAGACAUGGCUUUGUUUACUGAGAUUCAAACAUGAUGCAAUGCUUUAAAAUAAACUCAGUACUGUCAGAAACAUAA